Messenger RNA from Ostertagia ostertagi, 363 nucleotides. NCBI's taxonomy places the organism in Eukaryota, Metazoa, Nematoda, Chromadorea, Rhabditida, Trichostrongylidae. The record is from the annotation of a GenBank genome assembly.
AUGAUCCUCGUCCUAACGUAUGCGAUCUGUUGGGCACCAAUGAACAUUCACAAUGUGCUAAGCGGUUUCGAAGUGAUCUCGUACUCGCAAUAUCGGUAUCUGUUCUGCCAUCUGGUCGGUAUUUCUUCGGCGUGCGUGAAUCCGAUUACGUACGCACUUGUGAACGAAUCGUUCCGAAACGCCUUGCAUCACAUGUUCUUGUCAUUUCGACCGUGCUACGUGACUUCUGGUGACUCGGGCAGUUCCUACAUCACGAACAGUAAGCCGGCUAAGGUCGCUGCUCGUGAAGGCUACUCGGCCAGAUUUGAAACGCCGACAAAAAACGAAGAUGCUCUCGAGCCACUCGACAAUUCGGCUCUCUGA